Molecule: messenger RNA, 1299 nt
Organism: Magnolia sinica
Lineage: Eukaryota; Viridiplantae; Streptophyta; Magnoliopsida; Magnoliales; Magnoliaceae
Product: histone-lysine N-methyltransferase, H3 lysine-9 specific SUVH1-like
Exons: 1
Coding region: 1-1299 (432 amino acids)
Cellular component (GO): nucleus
Molecular function (GO): histone methyltransferase activity; zinc ion binding
Source: RefSeq, a predicted model, not a curated record
AUGUCGAGACCGCGGUUUAUGUGGGUCACUAAUGGUGAUGUGUGCCCGUCAAAAGUGUCCAACUUAAGGCCACGAGAGAAGGGUAGAAAGAGGGGCGAUUCCACUAGAUCACAACCUUCAAGAAGUGGGCCAAGUGGGAAUCGGAGGCCAUCAAUUGCUCUGAUUGAAAUUGGAGGCAGCGAGACUGACUCCGAUGAUAACAUUCUGAGCAAGAAACUGAACGAUGAGGAUGACAUUUCACCAUCUCCGUUGAUUGACAGUGAUCGGGGCCUGAUCGAGAAAACCAUGAUCACCUUCAACGGGCUCCAACAGAGGCUAUUGCAUGUCAAUAGUGCCAUUGAGUCAGGUCGUAGUGCCAUUACACGACCCGAUCUGGUGGUUGGGGCAAUCAUGACCAGUAAAGGGUUAUAUGUGAAUAUGAGGAAGAUAUCGAGGCCCACCAAAGGGGUCACAAUCGGUGAUAUCUUCUUCUUCAGAUAUGAGAUAUCCUUGAUUGGAUUGCAUUCAACGGUGAUGGAUGUGGUCGAUUACAUGAGCCUUAAGUUUGGAAAUGAAGAAGACAUCGUAGCCAUUAGUUUGGUUUCUGGGCCCCAAAAAGAUGAUCUGGACGAUCCAGAUGUGAUGGUUUACAUGGAGCUGAAGGUGGUCAGUGAUCGUUCACUCCAGAGCGGCAAUCUGGCCUUAGAGAAGAGCAUCUAUCGAAAAAAUGAGAUCAGGGUCAUCCGUUAUAUGAAGAAUCAAACUACUCCAACGGGCAGGAUCUACGUUUAUGAUGGCCUCUAUAAUAUACAAGCGACUUGGAUAGAUAGAUCCAAGGGCCACGCCAUUUUCAAGUACAAAAUGCUAUGGAUCUUGGGCCAUCCCAACGACAUUGUGAUCUGGAAGUCCAUCCAACGGUGGAAAGAGAAUCUUAUGUUGAGGCCUGACAUGAUCCAGUCUAACCUAUCGGGCAGGAUGGAAAAUCUACCCGUCUAUCUCGUGAACAACGUUAAUGAUGAGAAGGGCGCCACUCAUUUCAAAAAUAGUCAUAGAGUCAAUUACUUGAGUCCCAUAAACUCCAAGAGAUCAAGGGUCAGAUGCAACUGCAAGGGUACGUGUGUCCCGAGCAAUCCCAACUGCCAUUGUGUGAGAUCGAACGGUGGAUAUCUCCCAUAUGGCCCGGCUGGGGUGUUCAUGAGCUGUAAACCAUUCAUAUACGAGUGUGGGGCCAGGUGUUUGUGCUUGUCAAAUUCUAGAAAUAGAGUGGCUCAUAAGGGUGUAUGGUUCAGAUUGGAGGUUUUCAAGACGAAAAAUAGAUGA